GGCCUCGCAGCUUCACGUCAGUCGGUGUGACAGGACAAAUACUAACCAACAAGGAGUUUACUAACUCGACAGUCCAAGGUAGCCAAGAGAAAUGUCUUUUGUAUUUGACUGGAUCUACAAAAGCUUCAGCAGUGUCCUGCAAUUAUUAGGGUUGUACAAGAAGACCGGGAAGCUGGUUUUCCUAGGACUAGACAAUGCAGGCAAAACAACACUUCUGCAGAUGCUCAGAGACGACAGACUGGGACAGCAUAUGCCAACGUUAUACCCAACAUCUGAAGAGUUGACCAUAGCUGGAAUGACGUUCACCACAUUUGACCUCGGAGGUCAUACACAAGCACGAAGAAUCUGGAAGAAUUACUUUCCAGCCAUUAACGGUAUAGUCUUCAUGGUGGAUUGUGCUGAUCAUGUGCGACUAGCAGAGGCUAAAGCUGAACUAGAUGCCAUCUUAACAGAUGAAACCAUUGCUAACAUCCCAGUUCUGAUCUUGGGGAAUAAAAUAGAUCGUCCAGAGUCCAUCAGUGAGGACGCACUCAGAGGAGUGUUUGGUCUGCAAGGACAUACAACUGGAAAGGGCACAGUAUCACUGAAGGAGCUGAAUCUGAGGCCAUUGGAGGUUUUCAUGUGCAGUGUGCUGAAGAGACAGGGAUACGGAGACGGUUUCCGCUGGCUCUCUCAGUAUAUUGACUGA
Messenger RNA from Nematolebias whitei (Rio pearlfish), 688 nucleotides. RefSeq names its product secretion associated, Ras related GTPase 1Ab (gene sar1ab). NCBI's taxonomy places the organism in Eukaryota, Metazoa, Chordata, Actinopteri, Cyprinodontiformes, Rivulidae. Gene Ontology annotation, cellular component: COPII vesicle coat; endoplasmic reticulum exit site. Bases 92 to 688 code for a protein of 198 amino acids. The transcript is spliced from 7 exons. The record is from RefSeq and is a predicted model, not a curated record. Gene Ontology annotation, molecular function: GTP binding; GTPase activity. Gene Ontology annotation, biological process: vesicle organization; endoplasmic reticulum to Golgi vesicle-mediated transport; intracellular protein transport.